GAUAGUGACAAAGAGAACAAGGACAACGAGUCAGACGCAGAAAAAGAGAAAGACGAGAAGGAAGACAAAACUCAAGACCCGGUCAAAGACUCAGAUGAGAAAGACAAGGAUGAGGAAAAGCCCAAGGAGCGAGAGAAGUCUCGUGAGAGGUCUAGAGACCGCUCUCGGGAUAGAUCGCGAGACCGGGACAAGGACAGAGGCAGAGAUCGUGACCGAAGUCGUAGCCGCGGCAAAGACAGAGAGAGAAGGCGGGAAGAUCGAAAGACCCUGGCCAUCUCAAACCUAAGUCGUAAUGUCAAUGAAGAGCAUCUCAAAGAGAUCUUCGGAAAUUAUGGAAAGGUCAAGGAAACCACCUUGGCCAUUGACAAAGCAGCUGGCCUGCCUAAGGGCUACGCCUAUGUUGAGUUUUAUGAAGAGAGAGAUGCUGACCGCGCCAUCUCGCACAUGAACAGCGGACAAAUUGAUGGGAAUGUCAUCAGGGUCGAGCAUCAGGCCGACCGCAAACGAAGGCUAGAGCAUGCGCCAGCCAUCCCAAUGCGGCCACGAGUGCAGCGAACUGCGCCUGUC
Messenger RNA from Symbiodinium pilosum, 567 nucleotides. NCBI's taxonomy places the organism in Eukaryota, Dinophyceae, Suessiales, Symbiodiniaceae. The record is from the annotation of a GenBank genome assembly.